CACAACAUGCCCAUUGUGCGAAAACGUCGCGCUCCCGCCGCGGACGACGUCUCUGAAGACGAAGCACCCACGCAGCGCCGUCGGAUAUCGCCAGAGUCUGAUGACGAUGAUAUCGCCGAAGACUUUGAGGAUGCGACACAAGGCGGCGCCGGCCAGCUCAACCAGAUGGCAAAGAAGCUGGUACGGCUAGCGCUGGCUUGCGAAUACUCUCGGCAGCCGAUCAGAAGGGCAGACAUCAGCACAAAAGUGCUCGGCACCCAAGGCAGGCAGUUCAAAAACGUCUUCACGGAGGCGCAAAUGCAGCUGCGCGCCGUCUUCGGGAUGGAGAUGACGGAGCUGCCCAUGAAGGAAAAGGUGACGCUGGCGCAGCGGCGCGCGGCGCAGAAGGCGGAAAGGACCAGCACGACAACCAACAGCUGGGUGCUCACCACGACGUUGCCAGACAAGUACCGCCAACCCACCAUCAUCCCGCCGGCCAAAGUGCCCACGCACAGCCAGGAAGCCGCCUACACCGGACUGUACACCUUUAUGAUCACGGCGAUAUUACUCAACGGCGGCACAAUCCAAGAAGCGAAGCUGGAUCGCUACCUCAAGCGCACCAACACGGACCAGACGACCCCGGCGGGACAGACGGACAAGGUUCUCGCGCGCCUGUGCAAGGAGAACUAUCUCAUCAGAGUCAAGGACAAUUCCAGCGGCGAAGAAGUUAUCGAAUACGCCGUGGGGCCGCGCGGCAAGGUCGAAGUCGGUGAAGAGGGCGCCGCCGGCCUCGUCCGCAAGGUGUAUGGCGAAAACGCGCCGGAGGACCUAGAGCAGCGGCUGGAGAGGAGCUUGGGGCUCGCGCAGAGCCGAGAGCGCGCGCAGGCGGCCGUGGUAGCGAACGGAGCUGCGGCGGGGAGAGGGAGAGGGCGGCCCAGGAGGCAGGAGACGCAGGAGGAGGAACAGCAGCAACAGGAGCAGCAGGGCGAGGACAGCAGCGACGAGGAAUGAGUGAGUGCUUUUUUGCUCUCCGACGAGACACAAGUCCCAUCUGGGCGCGGCGCAGGGCGUUUGGGAGACGGGGUGGGUAGGACGACACGGUCUCGGCGGCGCGGUAUAUCCAUGGCACCUAUCGACUAUAAACGCUAACCUUAGUUACUACUACAACGGAGCACACGAAUAUUGAUUGCACAUCCAUCCA
Molecule: messenger RNA, 1180 nt
Organism: Aplosporella prunicola CBS 121167
Lineage: Eukaryota; Fungi; Ascomycota; Dothideomycetes; Botryosphaeriales; Aplosporellaceae
Exons: 3
Coding region: 7-990 (327 amino acids)
Biological process (GO): DNA repair
Cellular component (GO): nucleus
Source: RefSeq, a predicted model, not a curated record